This is a messenger RNA of Penicillium bovifimosum, 2523 nucleotides long. RefSeq names its product RING-H2 finger protein. Gene Ontology annotation, biological process: protein ubiquitination. Gene Ontology annotation, molecular function: zinc ion binding; ubiquitin protein ligase activity. Bases 1 to 2523 code for a protein of 840 amino acids. The record is from RefSeq and is a predicted model, not a curated record. Lineage: Eukaryota; Fungi; Ascomycota; Eurotiomycetes; Eurotiales; Aspergillaceae. The transcript has 3 exons.
AUGGGCCAGUCGUCUUCCACACAACGUACCCUAUCUGACACUGGCUAUUCCGCACACCUUACUCCUUUCUCGACGCGACGUGGUUCUGGGACAAGGAAUGAAAACAUGAAUCAUCGACAGACGGCUGAACACAACGGAGAUGGUGGCUUCUCGUCAGGCACCGACAUGAGCAUACACAACAGUGACGAUCAAGACAUGUCAUCUGCACGCCCGGACGACCUUCCAGAACCAUGGCAGCAGCCCACACGAUCUUCCGGUGGAUUUUCACACCCCAUGCGGAGCAUCGAAGAGGAAAAUGGGCCCGAGUACGAGAUGCCAUCGCGGGAAUAUCGCACCGCUGCAUUUGCUCGAAUGGCAGCACGGAGGCAAUCAACCAUGUCACGGCUGGGCUCUAGGCUCCUUCCCAAUUCAGUCAUUCGUGGACUUCUCAGCAGCCAAGAAGAGACUCCGGCCGAGGGACAUGCACAUCGGUAUGGGUUUGGUCCUACGCCCGUCCCAAGAGCUGAGACUGCCCAUACCACUGGCCGUUUCAGUCCGUUCAAUUCGCUCAGCUCCAGAGGGAUCACUCGGCGGCGGUCAGUCCGUCCGCCAUAUGUCGUUGCACCCCGUGCAGAGUCUGCCGGGAUUCCAGAUACACCAGCAAUUCCGACAUAUAUUGACUCUUCUCAAUUGCCUGAGCCUACAAGAGCAUCCUGGCGGCGCAGUGUGCGGUUACAACGCAUGCGCCAUUCGAUCUCAUCGCCCAUAUCUCACAUGUUCGGUCAGCCACACUCAGACUUGGGGCCUUUCGAAAGCGCAGAACAUCCUUUGUCAGAUCCGGUGUUUGGUGAUACAGCUAUGGACACUCGCUCAGAUUACGGUGAACCGCCUCAUGAACUUGAUUCGGUGGAACCAGCGAUCCAGGCCGAGGGCCCGGUCACUGGUCCGGCUCCUGGCCCUCCAAGUCCUGCAUUGAUGCGACGACUGCCUGGUAUUAUUCGAGCGAGGUCUUCCAGAGUUUUGCGACGAGAGGAACAAACUCCUCUUUCAAGGGUCCUUCAGCUCGCUGCGGCCGCAAUUGCAGCUCAGCUAUCUGGUACUGCCGGUCCUGCGUUACCUAACAUUCAGGCUUUAGGAAAUGAUGGACUAGAUGGCUCCUUGGAAAAUUUCAUUCAGAGUUUGCAACACGCGACUUCUGCUCAGGCUCAGCCAACAGCAACAGGGGAGGGACCAAGCAACACCGCAAACGAUGCACCCUCGCAUCCUGUCAACUUCUUGCGCGUCUUUAGAUUUGCCAACACAGAUUCUCCGGUAGGCUCUGGCUCUUCAGAGCAGACCGACAAUGGCGUUGGAAAUAGUGGGGCCCAGACCGAUGGACUGGACAUUGACGAACCUGCAGAAGGCGAAGGGCGAACAGUGACACUGGUUGUCGUCGGGGUCCGAUCGGUGCCGUCUGGGACUGCUGGGAUUGGAGGGACUGGUGAACAGCAGCAGCCUGCAAGUGCGGGCCCCGGCCUGGAUGCUCUACUCGGCCUACCAUUCUUGCCGCCUAACAGUGUCCCACGUCCGCCAGGUGGCAUUGGUGAAUCUACGCAACGGGAAGAUAGACAUUCCAGAUUGACCUUUUCUCGACGGCCUGGCGUAGGUCCAGAGUUCCCACGUCCGUCAAUCCCCAAUCCUUCCAGAAGAUUGUCAGAUACUGGGCCUCAUUCUGCAUUCCCCCACCCCUCUGGUUUCUCCGAAAGCCCUCCAGGACCUCACCCGCCCCCUUCUACCCCAGCUGAACAGGGCAUCACCGCCUUGUCUUCUGGCACUUCUACUCCCAGCCGGAGACCGUCCUCCGCUUCAGCCAUAGCUCCGGACGUUCUGCCCCAUCUCCGUCAAGGUCCGGCGAUGCAGCCCAUGGCGGAGUCCGCGGAAGAGCAGUUGCCAUUCAAUACUGCCCGUCAACGACGCCGAAGCGAUUCUGAGUAUGCUCGCCAUCGAGCACUCGGCUCCGGUGCUGUUCGACGUAAUGGCAUGGUUGAGCCCGAUCAACCCCCGCCGAGUGGAGGUCGCAGCUGGCUGAUUUAUGUCGUCGGAACUAACCUUUCUGAAAAUCACCCUGCGUUGACGACCCCGAGUCUUUUCACCGACAACCCAACCUACGAGGAUAUGAUCCUGCUUUCAUCACUGUUGGGCCCAGCUAAACCUCCCGUUGCCUCACAGACCGACGUCAAUUCUGCCGGAGGAUUAUUCCGUCUUGUUGAGUACGCUGGCUCAUUGGUCGCAGAAGCUGUGCAAGGCGCAGGCUCCAUUCAAAUACAGGAUGGGGAGAGGUGUUUGAUCUGUUUGAGCGAUUAUGAAGUGGCCGAUGAAGUGCGACAACUAGGGAAAUGCAAACAUGUCUUCCACCAAGAAUGUAUCGACCAGUGGCUGACCACUGGGCGAAACUCCUGUCCCCUGUGCCGAGGGCAAGGUGUAAAGGAGACUGCCAGCAACGAUAUCGGAGUCCGUCCUGCGCCCAAUUCUGCUCCGCCCGCUACGGACGACACAGCUGUCUAA